GGAUCUCGCGUUAUAUAAGAGUGAUUUUAAUUAAUAGACCCGCGUUAACAAUAAUGGAUGUUUGUAUACAGGUCGGCGUUUCCGUGGUUUCGACUCGGCGCGCCUCGAAGCCGCGUCUGCGUUACCGGCGCCCUGGGCAGAUCAAUAAAGUCGAAGCUGGUCGCACGAUAAAGGCACCAAACUGUCGAGGUAGUAGGUUAGGGGCUUGCCACCGACACGAGUAGUCCAAUGUGAACGGAAACCUGCUCCGACUGAUGGCGAGUGUCAGGACAAGCGAUCGUCGCUUUGCUACUUUUCCGCCCGAGCGCAGCAAGGACUCUCACUUCCAUUGAAAAUGGACGUACUCUCCGAGAGCUGGAAAGAAGCGACCGAGGGCUUCGAUGCCGAGGCUUGUGAGAAGUGGUUCGUCAGGCUGCAAGAAGCGUACACCGACGAGAAGCGCACUUAUCACAACCUGGAUUUACUGCACAAGAAGCUGGAGUACUACCGGGAGAUAAAGAGCAACCUGAAGAACCCCGGAGCUUUCCUCCUCGCCCUCUUCUUCCAGAACUUUGACUACAAUCCCAGGGCUUUAGACGGAGAAAACAAAAACGUCGAGCGAUUCGAGGCCUUCGCCGACGAGGCUGGCGUUCCUGCGGAUAAUGAAACGCGAACGGACACUUGCGCCCUUCUGGGAGCAGCUGCAACGCACAGCACGGACGCACACAAAGUCGGAGGCGCCUUCGGGGAAGAAGACGCUCACUACCUCCUGGAUUUAGACAUGGCGGUACUUGGGGCUGCUCCGGACACCUACGAUGAGUACAGAGAACGGAUACGCAGGGAAUAUUCCUUCCUCAGCGAGCCCAUGUACACUGCACUACGCCUGAAA
Molecule: messenger RNA, 868 nt
Organism: Orussus abietinus
Lineage: Eukaryota; Metazoa; Arthropoda; Insecta; Hymenoptera; Orussidae
Source: RefSeq, a predicted model, not a curated record